AACUCAAAGGUGACUUUACAAAAAUACAAAAUAUCUCAAGAAUCUAGAGAGAGAAAUGGAAACCGCCGGCGGCGCCGGAGCAAAACAACCCAUUCUUCUCCACACAGUUAAAAAUUCUCGUCGGAAUAAUUUAAACCGAAUAUUCGCCGCCAUUUACGCCGCCGCCAUAUUCACUCUUCUCAGCCACCACAUACUCUCUCUCAUAACCUCCCCUUCAUUCAUAACUCUCUCUCUCCUCGCCGCCGACAUACUCUUCUGUUUCAUGUGGGCUACCACUCAAUCUUUCCGAAUACGAACCGUCUACCGAACCGUAUAUCCCGACAGGCUCGAGCUUACGAACCAAGAAUUGAAAGCUAUCGAUGUUUUCGUUUGUACGGCGGAUCCGUAUAAAGAACCGCCGUUGGGAGUGGUUAAUACGGCGUUGUCGUUGAUGGGUUUUGAUUAUCCGGCGCCGGAGAAGAUAUCUGUUUAUAUUUCCGACGAUGGUGGUUCUCAAUUGACUUUGUUUGCUUUUAUGGAAGCUGCUAAGUUUGCUAAAUAUUGGUUACCGUUUUGCCGGCGACGGCGGUUGAUGGACACGUGUCCGGAUGUCUUUUUCCGAUCAAGUUAUUCUUCUAACGUUGAAACGGAGGAACUCAAGAAUAUGUAUGAGAAAAUGAGACAUAAAAUUGAAAAUACCCUCGAGAGAGGAGAAGUGGACGAGAACUACUUGGUUGACGAUAAAGAACGAGAAAUAAUCAAGAAAUGGUCGGAAGGAAAUUUUACACGACAAGACCACCCAACGGUUAUUCAGGUAAUUUUAGAAAAUAAGAAAGACAAGGAUAAAUCAGGUGUCCCAAUGCCAAAUUUGAUAUAUGUUGCUAGAGAGAAGAGCAAGAUGUCCACUCACCACUUCAAAGCUGGUGCCCUCAAUACCCUACUUCGAGUUUCGGCAGUGAUGACAAAUGCUCCGAUAGUUCUAACACAAGAUUGCGACAUGUACUCCAACGAUCCUCAAACGCUUCGUCGCGCCUUGUGUUACUUCUCCGAUUCAAAUCGCAAGCCCAAUUUGGGUUACAUUCAAUUUCCACAACGUUUUCACAGCUUAAACAAGAACGAUAUCUAUGCGAAUGAGUUCAAAGGCUUGUUUAUUGCGAAUCCUCUAGGCAUGGAUGGGCUUUCCGGACCUUCUUAUGUGGGCAGUGGAUGUUUCUUCUCUCGACGAGUCUUUUUUGGAGGCCCAUCCUCAUUCGUGGAUCCAGAGAAUCCUCAGCUACGACCACAUAACAUAGUGGAAAAGCCCAUUGGAUCACAAUCUAUUCUUGAUUUAGCCCAUCAUGUUGCCGGAUGCAAUUAUGAAGACCAAACCUCAUGGGGCUCAAAAUUGGGCUUUCGUUAUGGAUCACUAGUCGAGGACUACUACACCGGUUAUAGGCUACAAUGUGAGGGUUGGAAAUCCGUGUUUUGCCAUCCGAAGAGGGCUGCAUUCCUCGGCGAUAUACCAAUCAAUCUCAAUGAUUUAUUAAGCCAAACCAAGAGAUGGGCUUUGGGCCUCGGCGACGUGGCAUUCUCUAAACACAAUCCAAUUAUCUUUGGUACGCGAUACAUGGGCCUCUUAAUGGGCCUAGCUUACUCCCACUAUGCCUUUUGGCCCACUCUUUGUGUGCCCAUCACGGUUUACGCUUUCAUUCCUCAACUCGCUCUUCUCAAUGACAUCUCUAUUUUUCCUAAGGUGUCGAAUGCAAUGUUUUGGGUGUACGUUUUCCUAUUUGUUGGCUCGUACGCACAAGAUUGCCUCGAAUUUAUAAUGGCUGAUGGAACGUUUUUGAGAUGGUGGAGCGAUCAAAGGAUGUUUCUUAUAAGAGGUUUGACGUCAUACUUAUUUGGAACAAUGGAAUACAUAACAAGGUCAAUGGGAAUAGCUUCGGAUGGAUUUAACGUGACGAGCAAAGUCGUGGACAGCGAGCAAGGGAAGAGAUAUGAACAAGGGAUAUUCGAAUUCGGCGUGCAUUCGCCCAUGAUUGUCGUGUUAUCGACAGCAGCCAUCCUAAAUUUGGCUGCGGCUUUGUGGGGAAUUUUGAAAAUAUGGGGAGGAGAAGUGAGCAUAGAUGGACUUGUAUUGCAAGUUUUUGUUGCGAGUUUUGCAUCGGUUAAUGGUUGGCCGAUAUAUGAAGCCAUGUUUAUGAGAAGCGAUGAGGGGAGAAUUCCGCGAAAAACUACAAUUGUUUCGAUACUUAGUGCUGCUACUUUAUAUGUAAUUGUAUCAUUUCUCUUCCCAAAAUAAUUGUAUCAACCGAAUCUAUUUAAACUAUUAUAAGUAAUAAGUUGGUUUUUUU
Molecule: messenger RNA, 2315 nt
Organism: Impatiens glandulifera
Lineage: Eukaryota; Viridiplantae; Streptophyta; Magnoliopsida; Ericales; Balsaminaceae
Product: cellulose synthase-like protein G3
Exons: 6
Coding region: 56-2263 (735 amino acids)
Biological process (GO): cellulose biosynthetic process; plant-type primary cell wall biogenesis
Cellular component (GO): trans-Golgi network; plasma membrane
Molecular function (GO): cellulose synthase (UDP-forming) activity; mannan synthase activity
Source: RefSeq, a predicted model, not a curated record